Molecule: messenger RNA, 327 nt
Organism: Staurois parvus
Lineage: Eukaryota; Metazoa; Chordata; Amphibia; Anura; Ranidae
Source: the annotation of a GenBank genome assembly
AUGGUGGUCCUUUCCAAAGAACAUGGGUAUGUGCUCCUCACAGGAGCAGCAAGCUUUGUUAUGGUCGCUCAUCUGGCUAUAAAGGUGUCCAUAGCUCGCAAGAAAUAUAAAGUAGAGUAUCCAAACAUGUACAGUGAUGACCCAGAAAAUGGCAAGAUCUUUAACUGCAUACAGCGGGCACAUCAAAAUACUUUGGAAUCAUACCCUGCCUUUUUAUUCUUCCUUGCUGCUGGAGGACUUACACACCCGGUAAGUGAUUAUUCUGUUAGCUCCUUACUUUGUUAUUCUUUGCUGUGCCUAACCUAUUUCAGGUUUGUUUUUUGCUGA